UGAGGGGCCAGGCCCGUUCUGAGCCCUUCGGGUCGAUGACUUCAUUCUGUCCUGGCGCGAUAAGUCUGCGUGGUGGGGACCACCACUGUCCUGUUUGUGCAGACAGGCAAAGCGACCCCCCGAGGUCACCCUGCUGGUCGCAGUGUCCCCGGGUCCCUGUGUAGCAGCUCUGGGCCGUCGUGUCCAGCGGGCCGGUGUGCUCGCUGCCUCCUGGCGUGUGUCUGGGAAGAUCGUCAGCAUCCCGGGCUCACUGUCCCCAUUUGUGCCCCGGGAGUGACUCCUGCCCGGCUCUCAGGGCAGCUCUCUCUGACCCCAAGACCAUGUAGCACCGUCCCAGCACUGCAGGCCAAGGCCGCCCGGGGACCCUCACAGUCUCAUCAUCUUCAGGAGGCAGGAAAAACCUCAAAGGGUUUCCUUGAAAGGCCCCUUUAAGCCAACUUGCUGUCAUUUUGAGAUUUUUCCUCCGGAGAUGAACAUGGAAGGAACUGCCUAGUGCUGACAAACUUUGGGAAACUUCCAAGCACUUUGGGAUUCCCUUUCCCUCUCGGUCCUGCAUCAGCCUGUCACCUUGAAAGGACAUGCGACACUCCCUUCGGCCAGGCAACCAGCUGGGGACCUUUAAUAUCCCUUGGCCAAGAGCUGCAGGUCAGGAAGAGGGCAGAGCCCCUGGCUCUGUGUCCCAUGUCCCUCUCAAGACCUGGCUGAGCCGCUGGUCCUCCCGGCCCACAGGGUCCCCACCCUGGACAGAGGCCAGCCUCGGGGCUCCCAGGGCCCUCCAGCCUCUGGUGCCGGUAGCCCUUCCUCCCUUGGGCCAGCACCGCAUGAGGCAGGGGCUGCUCCACUCCCAGGUCACUCCUGGGGACCAGCCCCCAGCAGCCUCUGCAGCGGGAUGCCAGGGCCCUCCUGCCCCCAGAGGAAGGCAAACUCCAGGAAGGGUGGUGCUCAGGCCCUCCUCUGGGCUCAGCACGGCCCUCGGAGCAUCCCUGAGGGCUCUGAGGACAAUCUCAGAGGCCUGGACAGGCAGGGCUCACCAGCGGCCACCUCGCCUCAGCCCAACUCCAGAAGGUUCUGCUCCUGUUUCAAAAGAAGGGUUUCCACCUCCAACAAGAAUCAACAGGGGCUGGAAACCAAGCGCACGUAAUCAGACCAGCUCCCUCCCAGACCCGAGCCUGGCAGGUCCACCUGCCUUCUGGCUCAUCUGCCCAGCUGCCUGUAGAUGUCACAAACUCGCCUGGCCCAAGGUGUCUAGGUGCCUGUCCCCCCGUCUCUCCACCCACAUCUCAUCCCUCAGCCCAUCCUGGUGGCUCCACCUGCAGAACCGCCCAGAAUCUGCUCCUUCCGCAUGCCCCCCGCCCCAACCUGGGCCAAACCACACCAGCCCUCCCUCUAAUGCCUGUGGUCCCUUGCUGCGCCCGCACCUCCAGUCUGCUCUCCACACACCACAGCCUGACCACGUCAGCUCACAUCCUCCUCUGCUCCACACCCUCCGUGGCCACCCUCCAGGCAAAGCCCGGCCCUGCCAGGCCCUGAUGACGAGCUGACCUCAUUUCCUGCCACCCCGCUCCCUCCUGCCCAUCCCACUCCAGCCGACCGGCCUCCCCAUCUUCUCUCACACACCAAGACCAUUCCUGCCCUUGCUCUUGCUGGUCCUUCCUCUUAGAACACUCUUGAUGUCCACACGGCUCCCUCGCCUCCUCCAGAUCUUUGAUCAAACGUCAUCUCCUCAGUGAGGCUUUCCCUGACCUCCCCUUCUCACCACCUGAGCCCUGGGCAGGCUCAGUCUGUCUGCAUGUGACACGUUCCCCCCACCACCUGUGAGCCCCCAGGAGCAGGCCAGAAUGCCAGGGUUUGAAUCCUAGCUCUGCCACUUACCAGCUGUGUGACUUGGGACAAGGUGCUUAACCUCUCUGUGCCUCCAUUUCCUCCUAUGUAAAAUGUACCUUCACUCUAGGUCGUUGUGGAAGCUAAUGAGUUAAUACGUACAAACUGUCUGGAAUGCAGAGACGUCCGUUAGCCAUUACUCGAAUCGUUAUGAUGUGCUGUGGACCAAGGCUUCCUGGCCAGUGGUCCGAAGACCUGGGCUGUGAUCCACCUCUGCCGCUACUCUCCACGUGGCCUUGGCUGCUCAGCCCCUGUGCCCUGCCCGAGAACAACAAGGGGCAGGGCCGCCAAAUCCUCCAGGGAGGGAGGAGCCACCACAAGGGCCCUGAGCGUGGGCGAGCCAUCAUCCAGUUCCACACCACGCUACGAUUCUGCAGACUAUCCCAGAAGCAAGGACAACCACUGAAUAAAUUCUCCAUUUGCAGCAAGUCACGCUGGCCACAGCGAGGAGGACAACAGACUGGAAACGGGCAAGAGUGAUAAUAAAUUGGGAGAAAAAUUGGGAGGGCGUUUCAAUUUUCCAAGCGCAAAACAGGACAGUCCUUUAGACGAGGGUGAUGGCAGUGGAAGUGGGGAGACACCAACAGGUUUAAAAGAUGGGAGGAUUGACUGAGGGGCCUGGGUGGCUAUGUGGCCCCAGGGUGGGGAAGGAAGGGAGCAGGCUUGGCUUCUCCUGUCUCACCAGCCGCGGGCUCUGGUCUUUGGGGAAGGCCGGUGAGCCUAUUCUCUGUUUGUUCUGGGGCUCCCUGUGUUCUCCCAAUAAAUCUCCCAUCUUGUUCAAAAGAAGAGCAUGAGCUGAAUAAAGGAGGGAACCCACGGCUUAAUAAGGCGAGGAGUGCUGAGUGAACUGAAGAAUGAGUGAUAGAGCCACCAGGGGGAUUCACUCAUGUCCCCAGCUGUUCAAAGAAUGAAGAGAAGGUAGGCUCAACCAGAAGAAAAAGGAAGUGGUCCCCACUGGGCAUACUCCGAGGGACCCCUCCUCCCCCACCAACGCCUCAGGGUCUCCACUCCUCCAGGGUGCGGACCAAUUUCAGCUGAGACAGAGAAGGGAGGGGUGGGCGGGAAGGAGGAGGGAAGGAGAGGCAGGCGACAUGGACGGUUCCGAGGGACCUCUGCCUCAUCCUCUCCUCCCGCCGUGUGGCCUCUCUGUGCUUCCCUUUCGGAGUCCACAAUUUCACCAUCCGUGGUGGGCGGGUUUGGGAGUCACCAACACGCCAGGAGAGAUUUUCUGUCGCAGCAGCAGCAUUGGGCAGCUCACAGGAGCUCAGAGCCCAGGGUCCUCCUCUGCCCUGGGUGCCCUUAACGGCCCGAAGGGGAAGGACUCAAAUGUGCAACUGUGUGACUGUGGCCUCCGCUCAGCCCAGCCCGCCUCUGGAGCAUCAUGGUCACUGUCCGAGAUGCUCACGGGCUGACUCGCAGCUGGAGACACGCUCUGAGACCAAGCCCCACCGUGUCAGAGCUGAGGGGGUCCAGGACCUCCUUUUCCCCAGAGCCUGGCUUUGCAGAUGAGAAAGCAGAAGCCCAGAGACGGGGAGGAAUUCCCUCAGGACACACAGCGAGGGGCAGAGAGGGCCUGGAAGUGAGCUUUUGGACAGAACCCAUUUCCUUUGGAAGGCUCCUGGGCGAUGCCCCCUGCCCGGGACAACUCCCAGCGCUGAAAACUCAGAGGAGAACACAGUAGGUGCUCAGGGCCAUUUGUGACUGAAUAAAUGUUUCUAAUGGGACAGCACAAGCAGGCCGUGAAGCUGGGAGCGGACCCCAAAUCCUGCCUUUCCCCAGGAACUCCUGCUCCUCUUUCAGACGAGCGAAGUGGGGCUCGGAAAGGAGGCGGGAGGGGAGCAGCGCGGCCCUGAGUCCCUGGUGAGGAGCACACCACCGGGUGUGGGCAGCCCACGGAGCAGGCUCCCCAGGAGAACGGGUGCAGAGGAGCGUGGCGGCUGCACCCUUGCUUACUGAAUGUUUGGUCUCUGAUCCCGAUGCCCGUUCAAAUAACAAGAACAGAGUCUUGGGGGAAAAGGAAAGCUUUCCUUCACCAGUCAGGGGCAGCAAAGCAAGGGCCAGGGGCCCCCAAAUUGCUAGCUCCCCGUUAAGAAACGGGUGGGGCUUUUGAUUUGGGGCUUUAGGUAGGGGAGGGUGCCGUGGCCUUCCUGGUCAGCGUUUUCCCAUGGGCCUGCGUCUGGGGCUGCUUCCAGCCGAGGAGACAGAGGGUUUCUCAGAUGAGCGUCCUCGGCUGUUUGUCUCCACGGGGGAAGGUGCACUCUGACGUCAGGGAGCCGAGGAGCUGGGCCUGGGCAGCCUCGGUUUCUGGAUAUUGUCUGGACGCUAGUUUCUCUGUAAAAGGACUUCAAGGUCCUGGGAUCAGCAUGACUUUAGUGGGAGCCCAGCGGGAGCCCAUCUGGACUUGAACAAUUUGCUAAUUCCAUUUGGCUCUAGAGCUCAAGGGGUCACAGGUCACAGAAACAAGCCUUUACCUAUGAGUGUCACUAAGGACCCAGGGCCCUGGGGAUGUGGGCCUUGAGUUUUAGCCCAUCUCUGCUGGGUUCUCUGAAGGGGAACCGACGGCGGGGGUGAUGUGAACUCAGAGCCGGUCCCACCUUGGCCCGGCCAGGCACCCCAUCUCCCACCUGGGAAGCGGGAAGCAGUUAGGGCUGGAAUCCUGGGGAAGAGAAGUUCUUUCUCUGUUGGGCUGCUGAUGGGUGCUGAGGCCAGCCUGGGAGUGACGGUGGAGAGCUCCCAUGAGCAGGACAGCAGCACACAGGGCAGGCAGCCAAGCCAAGAGGCUGGGAGGGCCGAUCCCUGCUGAUGGCGUCGAGCACCCAGGCUAUCAAAAGAAUCCUGGGGCCGGGUCGGCGGCAUACUGGUUAAGCUCCUGCACUCCUCUUCAGCGGCCCCAGGUUUGCAGGUUUGGGCCCCAGGUGCAGACACUCACAUCGCUCAUCAGCCCAUGCUGUGGCAGGUGUCCCGCCCAGAAAAUAGCGGAAAAUUGGCACAGAUGUUAGCUCAGGGCCAAUCUUCCUCACAACACAAAAGGAAAAGAAUAAAGCUUCUGACUGUUCCUUUCAGCUGGCAAAUGGAGCACUCUGGCAUGGCUACAACAUGGAGGAUUUAGGCUAGCUUCAAGGAAGAACUUCCAGAUAACACUGCAAGGCUCCAGUCUAACCUGCGGCCCAACUGGACUCAAGCCAUAUCUGUUGGGGGCCUGCUAUAGACUGUUACCCAAGUUAAUCCUCGUUUUGGAGGACAAGACUGAGGCUCAGAGAAGGGAGGCAAGUGGCCAUAGCAAGGACGUGUGGACCAGGCAGCUAGGCCCAGACGCUGCUGCUGCUCUCUGGGGAGCUGGCCGAGGUGGCUUGCCCGCGUGCCGGGGGCUCUGGCGCCAGUGGCACGUGUGCUGGGAGCGCCUGAGCCGUGGUGGCCGCACGGGCUGCCCAGAGGCGCCCGGGGGGCUUGUGCACACAGCGGGCCGGCUCUUGGCCCGGCCCCGCCCGGCUCCCCUCCCGGCUUUGUCUUGCUUUGCUUGGGGGAAUCACGCUCAGGCGACCACCAGGCCCAGUGUCUGGAGCCUGUACAGGGGAGGCCACAGCCUGCGCCGCCCGCCGGCCCUCCGGACACCCCUUCCUUCCUUCGGGCCUUGCGGGACCCUGUUCCCCACUUGCACAGAGGAGGUCUUUCCAGAAUACGCAGGGCACCUCGCUCCUUCUGGAAUGCGAUGGGUCCCUCGCUGCCCUUUCCGCGUCACCCUGGAACGCAGCUCGGGUCCUGCUUUCUUUGCCUCGUGGCCUCCAGAGGCCGCCACAGGAGGGCCCGGGCGGACGGUGCACCAAGCUCAGCCCCCAAGGGCCCUGAGGCGAGAGCUGCCCACCAGGGACCUCGCACCAGCUGAGGAGGCUGUUGAGGCCCCGAGGGGCGGACACAGGGCUCGGGCCAAAGGGACCCCAAAGGCUUCGUGCUGGCUGGGGGCUUCUGGCCGUGCUGGGGGUCCAGCUCCCUGCGGUGUCUGAGGGCCCGCUGUGUGCAGAGAAGCAAGGACAGCGGCCGGCCCAGAGCUGUUCACAGCCCAAGCGCGGACGAGCCAGCCAGGCAGACAGAACCGCAGCUCACGGGCCGUUUCCAGGGGUGAAGGGUGGCGUCGGGGCAGAGGCCCACGUCUGCUGGGGAACUACUUAAGUACAGAGAAGUUUUAGCUGAGACUUGCAGCUUCCAGUGAGAUAUGAGUUUGGCUCAAAUAAUGGAAAACUCUAUUAAGAGUGGCUUAAACCACAAAGACAUCUAACGUGUAAUGUUUAAAAACGAUGUGAGAGACGGGAAGUCCAGAUGUGGUCUGGUGGCCCGACAAUGUCAUCGGUGACCCAGAAGCCACCCCCUCUCUAUCCCACCAUUAACAGAAUGUUAGUGUCACUCCCUCAUGACUGCAGUGUGGCUGCCUCCAUUCCAGCCAUCAUAUCUGCACAGUCAGGGUUCAAGCCGGAAGCAAGGGGGCAUCUCAACUCAGGGCGCCAGGGCAAAGGUAGAUUUUCAAAGCUCAUUCUAAUACUGAAAACCUGGAAGACUACAGAGCGAAUGCCAGGUGUCAAGCUUUUUGUUGGUAUGAAAUGGGAACGGCUGGCCACCUGCGACAGUCCCUCUCGGAGACGCUCUUCUGGAGCUGAGCUGGAGCCACUCUCUGGAUGGAGCAUGUGUUCCCAGCUCACCACAGUCCCCGCCACUCCCUCAGCUUGCCUCUGGCCCAGGGCCUCACCCACCUCUCUGGACCUGACCCCUGGAGGCAUCUGAGUUUGCGGUCCUCCCGUUAGCCCCAUGGAGCUUCACUUCUUCACCCGAGAC
Molecule: messenger RNA, 6705 nt
Organism: Equus caballus (horse)
Lineage: Eukaryota; Metazoa; Chordata; Mammalia; Perissodactyla; Equidae
Source: RefSeq, a predicted model, not a curated record